CAUCCUCAGCCCGGGAGUUCACCAGCAUGGUGUUUGUGUGGCAAUUGCCGGGCGAUGCCAACUCUACUUGAAAGAGUCUGCUGCAACUUUUCUCCAGAAAAUUGUACUUCAAGAUUGCCACACAUGGACCAGUACGUUCUUGAAGAAGGAGUUCUUCGAAUUGCAAGAACGUAUCGGAGAGAAGUGUUGGUGUAUCCUGAAGAUGGUGAUGAGGCAAAAGCAAACAAACAUGCUGCCUAUAGACAGUUUGUUAAGUGGCAGCAUGGCAGGCUAGGAGCAGGUGUAAGACGAGUUGUCCCUAGCUGCUGUGUGUGGAGAAUCCGCGACACAUUUUCCGAUCCAUUUGGUCAAUAUACAGGUUUUAAUACUGGAAGAAUAGGCUAA
This is a messenger RNA of Dreissena polymorpha, 384 nucleotides long. RefSeq names its product P2X purinoceptor 7-like. The transcript has 2 exons. The record is from RefSeq and is a predicted model, not a curated record. NCBI's taxonomy places the organism in Eukaryota, Metazoa, Mollusca, Bivalvia, Myida, Dreissenidae. The coding region runs from base 55 to 384 and encodes 109 amino acids.